Molecule: messenger RNA, 1323 nt
Organism: Charadrius vociferus (killdeer)
Lineage: Eukaryota; Metazoa; Chordata; Aves; Charadriiformes; Charadriidae
Product: zinc finger protein 777-like
Exons: 4
Coding region: 1-1323 (440 amino acids)
Biological process (GO): regulation of transcription by RNA polymerase II
Cellular component (GO): nucleus
Molecular function (GO): DNA-binding transcription activator activity, RNA polymerase II-specific; RNA polymerase II cis-regulatory region sequence-specific DNA binding
Source: RefSeq, a predicted model, not a curated record
AUGGAGAACAACUACGAGACGCUGGUGUCCCUGUACUGUGACCUAUCCAAGCCUGAACUCUUAUCUCGCCUGGAAAGAGGAGAAGAGCCGUGCGCGCCGGCCGAGCCAGACCUGGAGGGAGCAGACGUAUCUGCGGAGCCAGCCGGAGAGCCGGACCGCCUGAGCGCUGAGGGUCUGCUGGAGAUGAAGACAAAGGAGUCUUGCGAGGGGAACCGGAGGGAGCCGGAGGGAAGCAGGAGCCCGGCGGUCACGGUGAACUGCAGUGCACGUGAGUGGCAGGCAAACCCAGCUGACGCGAAGGGUCCUGGGCCCCUUCCCGGCUCUGUCAUCAUCAUCAUCAUCAUCGCUCCUUUUGCCUUCGCAGCACACGUCCCUCCUGAAGCCACCGCUGUGCCAGCGGAUCUCAGCCAGCCGACCCCGUCCCCUUCCUACCCUCUCUCCACGUGCUGUCGUGAAGUGGUGAAUCUGAAACUGUCUCCGUCGCCUCCCGCUGCCGCAGCAGAUGCCGAGGUGGGGAUCCCAACGGAGGUACCGCAGGAGGAGGUCGCUGCAGAGAAGCCGGUAGUACCCGAAACGCCCUCGAAAGGUCUGGAAGAGGAGGACAGGAAAGAUUUGGGGGACGGUGGCCAGGGUCCGGUGGCUGACGUUCCCGAAGAGCCGGUUAAGGAGGCGAUACCCGAUGUCUGCAGAGCGAUGGCGCAGGCGGAUUCCGCCUGCCUGGGAGAGCCCGUGGAGGGCUCCUGCGUGAGCCGGACUGCGGCCUGCCAGCGAAACUCCACCCGGGAGAAAUUCUACUCCUGCCCCGUCUGCAGGAAAACCUUUCUGCUCAAGAUCAACCUCGUCAUCCACCAGCGCAGCCACAGUAACUUGGUGCCUUAUAUCUGCACGCACUGCGACCGGAGCUUCAUGUCUAAGAAAAAAAUCCGACGUCACCUCCGGGCUCGGGCAGCCAAAGGGUUCUGCCAACCCUCGGAGGCGGAGGAGUGCCCCAGCCGGGCGCCGUGCCCGGCCUCCCAGCCCCAAACCCCGAGCAGGGACUGCGGCACGGUGUUGGGGAAGCCCAGCCCCACCGGGUACCCGCUGUCACCUGGGAAAAGGAUGUAUACGUGCGACGAAUGCAUGGAGAACUUCUCCAGCGAGAGCUUCCUCAUCCUGCACCAGCGCCGCCACACCAACCACCACCUCAUCCUCUGCCCCUGCUGCAACAGGAGCUUCACGUGGGCCUCUGACUUUGUCCGCCACGGCCACCAGAGGAUCCACGUGCGGCAGAAGAGGCUGUACCCCUGUGGGGACCCGCUGCCUGUGCCCGCGGUGCCCGUGUAA